Messenger RNA from Prunus armeniaca (apricot), 219 nucleotides. Lineage: Eukaryota; Viridiplantae; Streptophyta; Magnoliopsida; Rosales; Rosaceae. The record is from the annotation of a GenBank genome assembly.
AUGGCUCGUGCCUUGUUGAAGAGUGCCAAAUUGGUAGAUCUUUUUGGGCCACAUACCAAGAGCACUCCCCAUGAAAUUUGGAAAGGGAAGAAACCAAAUGUGAAGCAUUUAAGGACUUUUGGUAGUAAAUGCUACAUCUACAAAGACAAGGAGUAUCUUGGAAAAUUUGAUGCAAGAAGUGAUGUUGGAAUAUUUCUUGGUUAUUUUAUGAAUAGUUGA